Molecule: messenger RNA, 3611 nt
Organism: Rhineura floridana
Lineage: Eukaryota; Metazoa; Chordata; Lepidosauria; Squamata; Rhineuridae
Gene: ADPRS
Product: ADP-ribosylserine hydrolase
Exons: 6
Coding region: 58-1113 (351 amino acids)
Cellular component (GO): nucleus; mitochondrion
Source: RefSeq, a predicted model, not a curated record
GAGAGGUGGGCGCCAGGAGCCGCUCUUCUUUCCCCUCCUCACGUGAGAGGAGUCAAGAUGGCGGGAAGCGCGGUUGCAGCGGCCUCGGCCCUUAGGCGGAGCCGGGUCCGGGGCUGCUUGCUCGGGGCACUGCUGGGCGACUGCUUGGGAGGCGGCUUCGAAGCUUCCGAAUCGGUCGCCUUGACGGAACUGCUGAGCUUCGUGCGCUCGCUCCAGUCAGAGGCGGCGGGUGGCAGGAAAAUCCUCAUCUACAGUGAUGAUACAGAGAUGACCCACUCAGUAGUGAGGUCACUACUAGCCAAGCGGGCCUUUGAUGAAGUGGAUAUGGCAAAGCGGUUUGCUGAGGAAUAUAAGAAGGAUCCUGACCGCGGCUAUGGAGGUGGUGUGAUUACUGUAUUCAAGAAACUCCUUAGUCCCAAAUGCAGAGAUGUGUUUGAGCCAGCAAGACAGCAAUUUAAUGGGAAAGGCUCUUAUGGGAAUGGUGGUGCCAUGAGAGUGGCAGGCAUUUCACUAGCUUACUCUAAUGUUCAAGACGUAAUGAAGUUCGCUAAACUGAGUGCCGAGUUGACACACUCCAAUUCCAUGGGUUAUAAUGGAGCUCUACUGCAGGCCUUGGCAGUUCACUAUGCUCUCCAGGGUGAGCUGAGUCGAGAUAAGUUCCUGGAGCAGCUGAUAGGCCACAUGGAGGAUGUGGAAGCAGAUGACAAGUCUAUUGCGGAUGCACGAAUGCUGGGCUAUGAGGAAUUACCAUUUUCAAAGCGUCUAAAGAAGAUAAAAGAAUUUUUGGAGCACAGCACCAUCCCCAAAUCAGAUGUGGUGUUAGAAUUAGGCAAUGGCAUCGCAGCUCUGCACUCUGUCCCCACUGCCAUCUAUUCCUUCCUGCGCUGCAUGGAAUCCCACCCAGAUAUCCCUGAGGAUUACAACAGCCUGCAACGGACCAUUAUCUACUGCAUCUCAUUGGGUGGAGACACGGACACCAUUGCCACCAUGGCUGGAGCCAUCGCUGGGGCAUAUUAUGGGGAAGAACAGGUGCCCCAGCACUGGAAGUAUAGCUGUGAAUCUUUUGAGGAGACAGAGAAGCUGGCUGACAGCUUGUGUGAACUCUACUGCUAGCAGGUCUGAGCCCUAGAAAGAGGAGUCUGGUACCAGGUCAUCAGAUAUGUGUUUCUGUUUCAUUUCCCAAAGGAGGGGAAAUUCAUCUGCAAAGGGGGGGGGGGCUUUUAUUUCUUCAAGGGAAACAUGCCUAGAAUGUUCUGGGUGGCUGGCAAAGUUUUCUACUGCAGCUCAAAAGUGCCAAUUGCUUUCUGCUGCAUACAUUGGCUUUGUCUGAUUUUGAGACUUUUAUUAUUAAAUCUCAGUUGGAGUCAAAACCUCUGUCAAUUCAAUAUGUCUAGAGUCAGAAACUCUUAGUACUGGGUGAGGACAGGACUGUAAGCAUUGCAUUUCAUCCAGUGUUAGGGUGCAAAUUCAUCAGACACAGCUAAAGAAACUGCUUUUGGAUUUCCUGUGUAGUAGCCAGAGGGAAAAAGCUGGACACUCCAUCUUAUAACUGAGUAAUCUGAGUACUUGGGAGUCUUGAGAUUUCACACCUGUCUUCGAUAACCAGGAAUGUGGGUUACCAGUAGUAAAUCUAAAAUAAAUAAAACAUGGCUGCCUUAAGCAGCAACCAAAAGGCCAAACUGGAUGAUACAUUGACAUGGAUACAUUCUGCUAAACGUGAAGGGGAGCAGGAACCACUUUUCUGCCCACCCAGCAUGCCUAUCCUGCCUCCAGUGCCACUCAUUGUCCACAUGUGGGACUUGCAUUUGGGCAUGCAUGUGCAAAAUCCACUGUGCAAAGCUUCAGAUCAUGUGAGUAAUACUCAGAUGAAAUCUAGGAAUUAAAUGUGCAGUGUGGAUCUACCUUCAUUCGAAUUUCUGGUGGUGUUAAGGAGUAGGACAAAGGUUCACACUCUCUACUAUGCCAAGUUUUCAAGAGAAUUCUGUAUUUUUUUCAAGAAAGGAAGUUGCCCAAUUUGGUGCAUGUUAAGUGUGAAGCCAAGCCUAAACAGUACUCUAGUGCAUAUGUGGUAGCUCUAUCCAAGCAGGCUCUUCCCUGUUAGUGUCAAUAUUUGUGGUGCUCCAACCUUUCUGUGAGGCCUCUGUGUGCAUACAGUGAUCUCUGAAACCGUCCUAGUGGACUUGUGUAAGAGGGAGACUUAGCUGUUCUGGUCAGCUUGAAAACCUUCUGUAUCUUUCACUUCUCAGUUGGUGAUCAAAGAACAGUCUUGCUCUAAAGAUGGGGAUUGAAAAUAUAUUUGCUUUGGCCUGAUUUUUCAGGUAGAACCUUGAAAUGCAAAUAACUCUUUUUGUAAAAUAAGAUUUAUUGAUGUUGGGUCAAUACAAUCAAGUACUGUAGUUUCAGUUCAAAAGUGAACGCCAGUUUUUGAUCACAAAACAAGAGUGCAUUUUAAAACCAAAUUUGCUAUGAAACAGUGCAUGUAACAUAAGUAUUUACAAAACUAAAAACCCUCUAUAUACUAAGUUAGCAAUGGAUACUAAAGACAAACUUCUUUUCUUUUUAAAAAAAGAGAAUUGGUACAUUAAAAUGAACAUUGUAAUGCAUAGUUCAAAGUUUCCAAACCUGAUCUUUCUGCUGACGCCCAAAUCUCUCCGACAAAAAAACAAACUUUGUCAUAGAUAAAUAUCAGGUACUGAACACAUUAAAAAAAAAAGCCAACCCAUGACUUGCCAAUCAGCCCACACUUCAUUUUCUCUUGUGUUAACAGCACCUGUACAAUGUGCAACGUUAAGAAGUUUAAAAAGUUGAAUAAAUGAGACGAGAGAGUAGUGAAGCUGCAGAACAGCACCGGUGAAAUGGAAUGAUUUAAUACUCCCAAGUUUGGAGAUAAAUGUGCAUUUUGUCACUGUGUUUGUGCCAGAAUGCAAAUCUGCAAAGGAGGAAGGAAAAAAGGUUAUAUCUGUGUUCGAACACAGUAUAAAUAAAUUGUGUACAACGAAACCUGGAGCAAACCUUAGAUUUAUGCAAGUCUCUACUGCCAUUAGUGUACUUAUCUACCACUUUUUCCAUCUCUGCCAAUCUGGCUUUUGUUAAAUAGUAACACAUUUUCUUAGAUCUAUGUUAAACAUGGAAGCUUGAUGCUCUUCUUCACAGGAAAAUACACUUAAAUCUAGAGCACAAGUCUCCUAGAAAUCUUCUUCCAAUAUUAAGCACGUGGAAAAUGUGUGCAGUUGGCUUCUUCAGUUUUAGCCUGUGGUGACCCAAUGUGAAACCAAAGACGUUGUUGCAAGUGGAGUGUGCUUUUGGCAUUCUCCUCAUCUCCAGGAAUUUAGAAAACAUCAGAUGGAAUCAGAAAUAUUGGGCCUAUUCUUUUUGUUGUGUCUAAAUCAGACAAACAAGUUUAAGUUAAAAGAUGGAAGAAAAGAGGCGGAUGGUAGCAAAGCUGGAAUAGCAGGUGGCCCAAGUUUCAAUGCUCCAGUAUCUUUCUAUCAGGGUUAGUUAUUUUUACAAUCCAGAAAUGUGUUUCCCCCCUUCUUAUUUCACCCUAGAAUACUUGUUCACAAACUUAAUGUUUAUUGUUUUAAUGUUUAAAUAUAUCUAUCUACAUUAAA